Messenger RNA from Pistacia vera, 970 nucleotides. Its product is annotated as autophagy-related protein 3-like. The coding region runs from base 121 to 912 and encodes 263 amino acids. Gene Ontology annotation, biological process: autophagosome assembly; nucleophagy; autophagy of mitochondrion. The transcript has 8 exons. Gene Ontology annotation, cellular component: cytosol; cytoplasmic ubiquitin ligase complex. The record is from RefSeq and is a predicted model, not a curated record. Gene Ontology annotation, molecular function: Atg8-family ligase activity. Lineage: Eukaryota; Viridiplantae; Streptophyta; Magnoliopsida; Sapindales; Anacardiaceae.
CGAAACUUGAAGCUUCUUCCAACAAAAUACAAACUUUACCUUUCUCCUUUCCUCGGCAAUUCGGAUUAGGGAUUCCUCCUUAUUAAAUUAUUCUGCUAAUCAAUUUCGAGUUUAAGAAAAAUGGUACUCUCACAGAGAAUUCACGAAGCAUUCAAAGGAACCGUUGAGAGAAUCACCGCUCCUCGGACCGUCUCUGCCUUCAAAGAAAAAGGCGUUCUUAGCGUUAGCGAGUUCAUUCUUGCCGGCGAUAAUCUCGUCUCUAAGUGCCCUACGUGGUCCUGGGAAUCUGGCGAGCCGAGCAAGAGGAAGUCGUAUUUACCAGCGGAAAAACAGUUUUUGAUUACUAGAAACGUGCCAUGUCUAAGAAGAGCUGCAUCUAUAGAAGAAGAAUACGAAGGUGCUGGAGGUGAAGUUUUGGUUGAUAAUGAAGAUAAUGAUGGGUGGCUGGCGACUCAUGGGAAACCGAAAGAUAAACUGGAUGAUGAUGACAACUUGCCUUCCAUGGAGGCCCUAGAAAUCAGCAUGAAUAGUAACGUUCAUCAAUCUAUUUCUAACCACUUUGGGGGAGAAGAAGAGGAAGAUAUUCCUGACAUGGCUGAGUAUGAAGAAUCUAACAGCCUAAUCGAAGCAGAUCCUGCUACACUUCAGCCUACAUAUCUUGUUGCUCAUGAACCUGAUGAUGAUAACAUUCUCCGGACUCGUACUUAUGAUGUCAGCAUCACGUAUGACAAAUAUUAUCAAACUCCUCGUGUCUGGCUUACUGGAUAUGAUGAGUCAAGGAUGCUUUUGCAACCUGAGCUUGUACUUGAAGACGUUAGUCAAGACCAUGCACGCAAAACGGUAACCAUCGAAGACCAUCCUCACUUGCCUGGGAAGCAGCAUCCAUACAUCCAUGUCGACAUGGUGCUGUGAUGAAGAAAAUUAUUGAUGUUUUAGUGUCACGUGGAGUGGAGCCUGAAGUUGACAAGUA